Osmia bicornis bicornis is the source of this 1651-nucleotide messenger RNA. RefSeq lists its product as uncharacterized. The record is from RefSeq and is a predicted model, not a curated record. The transcript has 2 exons. Bases 172 to 1023 code for a protein of 283 amino acids. Lineage: Eukaryota; Metazoa; Arthropoda; Insecta; Hymenoptera; Megachilidae.
AGAAACUGGAUUCUAUGCGAGUGGUUUUCAGACGAGCAGGGAGGUGAUGUUUUUUACGUGGAGUUGAAAAGCAAUUACAUUUCCAGUGGUGUAAUUUUAUGCUUUUUUACCAGUAGAAAUCCGCGAGAAAAUAAAUUAGUAUUGCUGUACUAAUUAUAGUAAAUAAAUAACAUGAUAGAAAAGAAUGAAGAGAACACUGACAGUGAUAACAAUAUUGUCAGGAUAAGGCUAAUAACUGACAAGAGAACAGUUUUAGAGAAACAAUUUCUUCAGGUUCAAGAGGAAAUUAAAAUAUGCUUUGCUCAACUAGCACAAACAUUAUAUGCUAGAGAAAAACAGCUUUUGCGACAAUCAGAAGCAAUUUAUAGACAGCAGAUAUCUUUGGCAUUAUCCAGCCAAGAAAUUCUUCCUCCCUCUGUAGCAGUAUUAGAUGAAAAGAAUGCUCUUGAGGAGCAAAUUAAACAGUUUGGAAGAAUAGAACUUAAAGGAUCUAAUUCAACAGCAAUAACUAAUUUAGAACCGUAUAAAAUUGAAGAGUACCAAGAUAUUAGCAAAGAUCAUGUUUGUUUUGAUAAGUCUAUCAAAAACACAGAAAUCAUUUCUUCCAAUACAAAUACUGAAUUUUCUUCCACAAUGGAAAAUAAAAAUAUGCAAAAUACUUCCUGUGGAUUGAGGACAUCUAGUGUAACAAAUUUAAUAGGCAAUUCCAGCCAAAUUUUUAAUUUUCAAGAUAAGAAUUCUCAAGAAGAUCUUCAUAAUUCAAAAAUGGAUAUAGAGUUUCAGAAGAAUGACUUCAACCUUCAGGUUGUUGGCACAGAUCAGCAAGAAAAUGAAAAAUGUAAAAAUUCAACAAGAAAUAUUAUAGAAGAACAGCAUAAUUCUUAUGGACACACAGAGCAAGUUCAACAGUGGUUGGAUCAAAUACUUCUGGAAACAGAAAUAGAACCAACCAUUCAUGAAGUUGAAAAAUUACCUGAAAUAUCAGAUACUUAUAUCUGUACAAAGCUUCAAUUAGAAACAUAAAAAUUGUAUCUAACUGAAUUUACUCAACCCACCGUGUAAUUUUUUACUUUGUAUUUAUUUUUAGUUAUUACUGAGAUAGAGAAUACUUUUUUUUGAUAUCAUUCAUUCAUUGUAAUUGAAUCAUUCAUUCCCAUGCUCUUCUUCAUUUCUUUUAUUUAUUUAUACCUGUGGUAAUUAAUUAUGAAAUAUUUUUUCAUAAUUAAGACCAAUAGUACUACUAAUGAUUAAGCAUAUUUAUAUUGUUAUGGUACUGAGAAGUUACUAACCAUUAUGACUUUAAUUACAAUAUUUAAAACAAAAAGUGAUAAUUUAACUAACUUUUAUUUACACAUAAUAUGCAUAAACAAUGGUAUCAAAAUCAUUUUAAACGCAUUAUAUACUAUUGUUGUUAUAACAUUACAAUAUUUAAAAUUAAUAAAUAUUCAGUAAUUAUUAUUUUAUAACUAAUAUUCUCAUUUAUAAUUUGUAUUCUUUUACUUACCAGUGAAUAAAAGUUGUUUUUAUUUAUACACCUUUUUUAAUUCUGUUCUCACUUUUUAUCGUUGCACAAAACAAAAAUUUAAAAAACAGUCACCUAUAAACAGGCUAUUAGUAACUGGAAAAAAAUAUAAUCAGUGUUAUAAUUGAA